This is a messenger RNA of Phaeoacremonium minimum UCRPA7, 381 nucleotides long. Its product is annotated as putative 60s ribosomal protein l35 protein. Gene Ontology annotation, cellular component: cytosolic large ribosomal subunit; ribosome. Gene Ontology annotation, molecular function: structural constituent of ribosome; mRNA binding. The coding region runs from base 1 to 381 and encodes 126 amino acids. The transcript is spliced from 4 exons. The record is from RefSeq and is a predicted model, not a curated record. NCBI's taxonomy places the organism in Eukaryota, Fungi, Ascomycota, Sordariomycetes, Togniniales, Togniniaceae. Gene Ontology annotation, biological process: maturation of LSU-rRNA from tricistronic rRNA transcript (SSU-rRNA, 5.8S rRNA, LSU-rRNA); translation.
AUGUCUACCACAAAGGUCAAGGCUGGCGCCCUAUGGAACAAGAACAAGGAGGAUCUGCUGAAGCAGCUUGGUGAGCUGAAGACCGAGCUCGGCCAGCUGCGGAUCCAGAAGAUUGCCUCGUCGGGCACGAAGCUGAACAAGAUCCAUGAUCUCCGAAAGUCGAUCGCUCGCGUCCUGACCAUCAUCAACGCGAAGCAACGCCACCAGCUCCGCCUCUUCUACAAGAACAAGAAGUACCUCCCGCUCGACCUCAGAUCUAAGCAGACCCGUGCCAUCCGUCGCCGCCUGUCACCGGAGGAUGCCUCGAGAGUACUGGAGAAGACGAAGAAGCGCCAGACGCACUUCCCUCAACGAAAAUUCGCCGUCAAGGCCUCCGCUUAG